AUGGUGACGCUCCCGGAGGUGCUGACGCUGCUGGCCGGGCUGCUGGCCACGGCCUCGGGCUACUUCGUUAGCAUAGAUGCGCACACGGAGGAGUGCUUCUUCGAGGGGGUCACCUCGGGCACCAAUAUGGGUCUCAUCUUCGAGGUGGCGGAGGGCGGCUUCCUGGACAUAGAUGUGGAGAUUACGGGACCUGAUAAUAAAGGAAUUUAUAGAGGAGACAGAGAGUCCAGCGGGAAGUAUACUUUUGCAGCUCACAUGGAUGGAACUUACAAGUUUUGUUUUAGCAACAGAAUGUCCACCAUGACGCCCAAGAUAGUGAUGUUCGCUAUUGAUAUUGGAGAAGCUCCAAAGGGCCAAGACACGGAAACAGAAGCUCAUCAGAACAAGCUCGAAGAGAUGAUUAAUGAGCUCGCUGUGGUGGUGACAGCGGUAAAGCAUGAACAGGAGUACAUGGAAGUCCGGGAGAGAAUACACAGAGCAACUAAUGACAACACAAACAGCAGAGUGGUACUCUGGUCCUUCUUUGAAGCUCUUGUAUUAGUUGCCAUGACAUUGGGACAGAUCUACUACCUGAAGAGAUUUUUUGAAGUCCGGAGAGUUGCCUGAGAAGGCUUUUCCUG
Dromiciops gliroides (monito del monte) is the source of this 620-nucleotide messenger RNA. Its product is annotated as transmembrane emp24 domain-containing protein 2-like. Bases 1 to 606 code for a protein of 201 amino acids. The record is from RefSeq and is a predicted model, not a curated record. Gene Ontology annotation, biological process: Golgi organization; intracellular protein transport; endoplasmic reticulum to Golgi vesicle-mediated transport. The transcript has a single exon. Gene Ontology annotation, cellular component: endoplasmic reticulum; endoplasmic reticulum-Golgi intermediate compartment; Golgi apparatus. NCBI's taxonomy places the organism in Eukaryota, Metazoa, Chordata, Mammalia, Microbiotheria, Microbiotheriidae.